Messenger RNA from Pseudozyma hubeiensis SY62, 462 nucleotides. Its product is annotated as cytochrome c oxidase polypeptide iv, mitochondrial precursor. Gene Ontology annotation, biological process: mitochondrial electron transport, cytochrome c to oxygen. The transcript has 3 exons. NCBI's taxonomy places the organism in Eukaryota, Fungi, Basidiomycota, Ustilaginomycetes, Ustilaginales, Ustilaginaceae. Gene Ontology annotation, cellular component: mitochondrial envelope. Bases 1 to 462 code for a protein of 153 amino acids. The record is from RefSeq and is a predicted model, not a curated record.
AUGCUCUUUGCCGCACGCCGCCUCGUCGCCCGCGUGCCCGCCGCUCUGCGCGUGGCUCCCACUCCCGUCAACUCGGCCUCGCGACUUUUCACCUCGUCUGCACUCCGAUUCGCUGCCGGACCUCCCGUCAUCCAGGGCGAGGGCGCCAAGGACGGUGAGAUCCCCACCGACGAGCAGCAAGCUACCGGUCUCGAGCGCUUUGAGCUGCUCGGAAAGCUUCAGGGCGUGGAGGUGUUCGACAUGGAGCCCUUGCAGAUGACCCACCUGGGUACCACUCAGAACCCCAUCAAGGUUAAGAGCUACUGGCCUACCCGAAUCGUCGGAUGCACCGGUUAUCCCGCCGACUCGCACGACACCAUCUACCUUCACCUCAACAACCAGCUCAAGCACCACCGAUGCCCCGAGUGCGGAAGUGUCUACGAGAUGGACUUCGAGGGCGACGAGCACGCCGGUCACCACUAA